AUGGCAUCUUCCGACGAUCAGUGUGAGGUACCCGAGCUGCUUACCCGCUUUACUAGCUGGAAGCAUCCUCAGACGGCCCACAUAUUCCAGUACUCCAGACAGAGCUGUGACCGCUCACUCAAGGAAGUCUCUCAAAAUGAAGUUAUCUCGCGCAAUGGCGAAUUUGCCGCAUGCGGAGGUCUCUACGGAAGCUGGGUCUACCCCGGUGGCGACGCUGAGAGGAUCAAAGUCGUUGCCGACUUUUAUUCAGCCUGGGUCUUUCUAGAUGAUCUUAUCGACAAUAGCAUUGACAUGAAGUAUACAUGCGAUGUGCUUGACGACAUCAAGGCCCGGGUGACAGGUCCUCUCAAGGGAGAUGAAGGCCUCGACCAUUUGUUCAGGCUUUGGAGCCACGAGGGCUGGAACAGCGAACUCCUCCAGCUCGCAAAGGCUGAAAUAGAUCUCUGGCUCCAUUGUACCCAGGCUCUUCGCAAGAUUGAAGUGGAACAAGAACCGGUCUCCGUGGAGGAAUACUUGACCUACAGGCAAACCAACGCCGCCAUGGGUCUCAUGUUCCUCAUCAUGCCAUUCACGAGACCUGAUCUUGCCGACGACCUCCUUCGGCUGCGCAAAUGGUCGCCGGAUACCCUCAAGAACAUUUUCAGCUACAGCGGCCGAAAUAUGGGCGUCAUUCUCGACCUCUACAAGCUCAAUGCCCACCAUGCGCAGAUCACGGAAUACAGCCACAUCGCUGCAAUUGUCCAACAGAACUCCGACAUCCGCAUGGACUUCCAGCAAGCUGUUGACGCCUCGGCUGAGAUCUUCCAUGAGUAUGAGGACAAGCUUGCCGUCGAGUUUGCCAACGUCGCUACCUUGAGCCCUCGACUCGCCAAAGCGUUAGAGGAUGUUCACGCCGGUAGCAUUGCUUGGCUCAACCUAAUGCGCGGUCGCAGAUACGUCAAGAAGACCCAGUCACGACGUCGCGGCUAUGGCGCAAUCAUCGCUGCGAUCAUCAUCUGUGGGCUCCUCCUGGCUGUUGUUCUUAUUAUGUGGCUAUGGCCUUCUUUGUGGUUCCAUUAUGUUCCGGUUGGAGGCAGACAGAUCUUUGCGGAGAUGUAA
Molecule: messenger RNA, 1098 nt
Organism: Fusarium tjaetaba
Lineage: Eukaryota; Fungi; Ascomycota; Sordariomycetes; Hypocreales; Nectriaceae
Exons: 1
Coding region: 1-1098 (365 amino acids)
Source: RefSeq, a predicted model, not a curated record